Messenger RNA from Chelonus insularis, 1602 nucleotides. It is a transcript of the gene Mcad, whose product is annotated as Medium-chain acyl-CoA dehydrogenase. The transcript has 7 exons. NCBI's taxonomy places the organism in Eukaryota, Metazoa, Arthropoda, Insecta, Hymenoptera, Braconidae. The record is from RefSeq and is a predicted model, not a curated record. Gene Ontology annotation, biological process: medium-chain fatty acid catabolic process. Gene Ontology annotation, cellular component: mitochondrion; cytoplasm. Bases 221 to 1480 code for a protein of 419 amino acids. Gene Ontology annotation, molecular function: flavin adenine dinucleotide binding; medium-chain fatty acyl-CoA dehydrogenase activity.
UUUGGACUUUGUUAUUUUCUGAUCAUCGUUUUAUCAUUUUUAUUUUUCAUAUAACAAUUCGAAUAAUAGCUUUUACAUUAUAUAAAAAAGUAUCCAUUUGCUUUUAAUUGAUAUUCUUCUUCAUUAUUAUUUCAUUGGAUUUUGGAUACUACAGCUUGUUUUCGGAGUUCAAUUGUUCGUAAUUUUACAAAGUUAAAAACAACAAUUACAAUCUUCUAAAAUGUUCAUAAAGGUGCUUGAUAAUAUCUCAAGAUCAUCAUAUCGAUCAAUCUGUCGCAAUUUUUCAAAAUCUGCUAAAUUAAGCAAUGGAUAUAAUUUUGAACUAUCAGAAACGCAACAAGAGAUGAAAGAAACUGCUGAUAAAUUUGCUAGAGAUGAGAUAAUUCCAGUUGCAGCUCAGUAUGAUAGGAGUGGAGAAUAUCCUUGGCCAGUUUUGAAAAAAGCUUGGGAAACAGGACUCUUAAACACUCAUAUACCAAAAGAUAUCGGAGGAUUAGAGCUAGGGUCGUUUGAUGGAUGUUUGAUUUCUGAAGCGCUUGCUUAUGGAUGCACAGGAAUCAUGACAGCAAUAGAAAGCUCAGGACUUGCACAAUGGCCGAUAAUUUUAGCAGGGAACAAAGCUCAACAAAAAAAAUAUCUUGGAAUGUUACUUGAGGAGCCACUUGUUGCAGCAUACUGCGUAACUGAACCAGGAGCUGGUUCUGAUGUUGCUGGAAUCAAAACAAAAGCAGAGAAGAAAGGUAAUGAAUGGAUUCUUAAUGGUACAAAAAUGUGGAUUACAAAUGGAGGAGUAGCUAGUUGGUAUUUUGUACUUGCUAGAACUAAUCCAGAUCCAAAAGCUCCAGCUGGCAAAGCAUUUACUGCAUUCAUAGUUGAUCGUAAUUUACCUGGAGUAACUCCUGGUCGUAAGGAAAUGAAUAUGGGCCAAAGGGCAUCGAACACCACCAUGGUGACUUUUGAAGAUGUUAGAGUACCAGCGGAAAAUGUUUUAAUGGGUGAGGGUGCUGGAUUUAAAAUUGCUAUGGGAACAUUUGAUGCUACAAGACCAAUGGUAGCGUGUGGAGCAGUUGGCUUAGCUCAACGAGCUCUUGAUGAAGCUUUAAAAUACUCUUUAGAACGUCAUGCUUUUGGAAAACCACUUGCAGAGCAUCAAGCUGUAGCAUUUAUAAUAGCAGACAUGGAAAUUGCUGUAGAAACUGCAAGAUUAGCUUGGAUGAAAGCAGCGUGGGCUGCUGAUAAAAAACUUCCAAAUGCUACUAAGCUUGCAAGUAUUGCUAAAUGUUAUGCAGCUGAUAUUGCAAAUAAAUGUGCUACUGAUGCUGUUCAAGUAUACGGUGGUGCUGGAUUUAAUAGUGAAUAUCCAGUUGAGAAGCUCAUGAGAGAUGCUAAAAUUUAUCAAAUUUAUGAAGGAACUUCACAAAUUCAAAGACUCAUUAUUUCACGUCAUCUCUUCAAAGAAGCUCAAGCUAAAAUGGCUUAAUUUAAUUGUUGAUAUUUUUUCGAUAUAUACAUUUAUAAAAUGAUAUUUAAUUCUUUUUUAAGAAUGUUGUGAACAAGGAAAUAUUUUUGUAUAAAAUUAAAUUUAAUAGAAAAUUUUUGAUA